AUGGCCCCCAACGCACGCCGCGGGCCGUGGUCGCAGGCCGAGGACCAGUUCCUCCUCUCCAUUGUCUCGCAGCAGGGCGCCAACAACUGGGUGCGGAUAUCGCAGAUGCUGCGCACCCGCACCCCCAAGCAAUGCCGCGAGCGCUUCCACCAGAACCUCAAGCCCACCCUCAACCACGACCCCAUCACUGCCGAGGAGGGCGAGAUGAUCGAGCGCCUCGUCGCCGAGAUGGGCAAGAAGUGGGCCGAGAUCGCGCGCCAGCUCAAUGGCCGCAGCGACAACGCCGUGAAGAACUGGUGGAACGGCGGCCAGAACCGGAGGAGGCGCAUGUCUGAAAGGCGCCGCAGCGAGGCUCAGACCGUCUCCGUCCAGCACCACGCCGGCCACUUCCACCACCACCAGGCCCAGUACCCUCACUUCCACCACCAGUCGCAUCCCAGCUACUCUCGCCCCUCUCCGCUCUCCAUCCAGCCGCAACCCUACAAUGCCCGCGCCUACGACACUCCCAUCCCCUCGCCCUCGGGCCAGUCUGUGCUCUCCACCGAAGGCGCUCCCUCCCUCAUCACCGACAGCGGCUCCGAGUCGCGGUCACCGCACUACGCCGCCUCGCCCAUGGACCACCCUCUUCCCCCGCUCAUCGGCAGCCGCGCCGAGCGCCGCCGCUCCAGCCUCGCCUACCUUCCGCGCACCUCCACCUUCAUCAGCGACGACGACUCGCAACUGGCACCACUGCGGGCCUCUUCUGCCGACCACGGCGAGGCGGCGGCGCGCAAGCGUGAGCAGCUGCGGCUGCCCGAGCCUCCGACAUUCAGCAACGGCGGAUCCCCCAUCUUCCGCGAGCCCAACUACAGCUCGACCGGCACCAGGCAGCUGCCCCUCCUCACGCAGCCUGUCACUUCGAGCGGCAGCAUCUCGAGGAGAUCGAGCCCCGUUCAGUACUCGCCUCACCGCUCCUCAUUCAGCCCGCAGCAUUCGCUGCCCAGCUUCAGAGAGCUGGUACAGGCCCGGGCACACAGCACGGCCGCGCUGGCACCGGCUCCUUACCUGCCGCCCAUGAAGCCCAUGAGCCCAAUCAGCAGGCCCAACGCCGUUGCUUCCAUCCUGAAUUGA
Molecule: messenger RNA, 1110 nt
Organism: Diplodia corticola
Lineage: Eukaryota; Fungi; Ascomycota; Dothideomycetes; Botryosphaeriales; Botryosphaeriaceae
Product: myb-like dna-binding protein
Exons: 1
Coding region: 1-1110 (369 amino acids)
Biological process (GO): positive regulation of transcription by RNA polymerase II; mitotic cell cycle
Cellular component (GO): nucleus
Molecular function (GO): DNA-binding transcription factor activity, RNA polymerase II-specific; RNA polymerase II cis-regulatory region sequence-specific DNA binding
Source: RefSeq, a predicted model, not a curated record